GAUAAUGUCAUGUGUUUAAGCCCUGUGUAUCCACAAUGUUUUUAUUAUGGUUAUUUGCGAGUAUCGUCUGUGUAUUUCUCCCUUGGUCAGGAGAGCCUAGUGUUCUACAUGCAGAAUCUCCUGGGGAUAUAAUCAUCGGAGGACUUUUCCCUAUUCAUGUGAAAACCAAUAGGAGCACAGCGCCUGGACCACUCUCUUGUACUCAAUAUGAAAUCCAACAGUUUCUUCGCACACAAGUGAUGAUAUACGCCAUCAGAGAAAUAAACAAGCGCACACCAAGGCCUCUACCCAACUACACCAUAGGAUUUGACAUCUAUGACACUUGUGCAGAUGUGAGCUUUGCCAUCAGAGCGACGCACGAGUUGCUGAAGAACCAUUCAGACCCUCACAGCUGUUUGCUAGCUGAACCCAAAACAAAGGCAGUGAUAGGAGCAGGAAGUUCUGAAGUAUCAAUAGCUGUUGCACGUGUUCUUGCUCUGUCAUCAGUUGCUCAGAUUAGCUACUCUGCCACAAGCGAGCUUCUCAGCAGGAAGUUGAAGUUCCCCACUUUUCUGCGAACGAUUCCUAGUGAUAAACAUCAGACAAAGGCCAUUGCUGAGCUGGUGAAGAAGUGUAAUUGGAAAGCAGUGGGUAUUGUGGGAAGUGAUGAUGAGUAUGGGAAGUAUGGUAGUGAUACCCUUAAGGAUAUUUUCGAUGAAAUGAAGAUCUGCAUUGAAUUCAGUGACAUCCUGCCUGGCUACUUUUCCCAGAACAAUUCAAAGGCCAAUGAGAGCCUGGAUGAGCUGGUGAGAAAAAUCAACAAUUCCACAGCUGAGGCCAUCAUAUUGUUCACCAAGCAAUCCAACGUCGCUGCCAUCAUUGGGGCCGCUGUUAAAUACUCUCUCAACAGAACUUGGAUUGCCUCUGAUUCAUGGUCCACCUCUGAAAAACUCUCUUCACUGUCAGGCAUUGAGAAGGCCGGGGAAGUUUUUGGAUUCAUCUCGAAAAGGAAUGAGGUGCCUGGGUUUAAAGACUAUGUAAUUUCGUCAAUGUUCAACGGGACCACUAACGCCAUCCUCAAGAAUUACAUGACUCUUUAUCCAUUAUGUCCCACUAAGUCUGAGGAGAACAGAGAAAGCAACUUCCCCCUAAAAAAAACAGCCAAAAAGAGCCUCAAGUGUCUGGACCCAAUGAACUUGACCAAUUACAUUGACCAGGAUGCAUCAUACAAUACUUACUUAGCUGUUGAAGUCAUUGUUGAGGGUCUAAGGAGCCUGCUAAAGUGUGACCACCGCCAGUGCAAAAGAAGCACUAACUUUACAGCCUUGGAGCUUCUUAUGGAAAUCAAGAAAGUUAACUUCACUGUGAACGGCACACAUAUUCAAUUUGACUCCAAUGGAGACCCCUGUUUAGGAUAUGACAUUCUAUAUUGGAACAUGACUCAAUCCAAUGAGAGCAUAACACGCAUAACAAAAAUUGGAGAAUACGAGCCAGAAGGAAAUAUCACAGUCCCACAUGAUCUUGUUAGAAAUAAGGUAAAAGCAUUCAAUUGCUCUAAAACUUGUAAACCGGGGCAGGAGUUGAAAAAGCAUUCCAAAGGAGUGUGCUGCAAUGAAUGUGUUCUAUGUGCAGACGGAGAGUAUUCUGAAGGAGAGGAAUGUAAACGCUGCGAGACAAAGGAAUAUUCAUCUGAAAAUAGGGAUAAGUGUUUGUUGAAAAAGAAUGAUUUCCUAAAGCGGUCACACCCUUUCAUUGUCUUUUUGAGUGUAUUGGAAUUAUUUGGUAUAAUUGUCACCAUUGGUUUUGCUGUUGUGUUUACAAUCUAUCGGAAAACUCCCAUUGUGAAGGCGGUCGGGGGUUACUUGAGUUUCGUGGAGCUUUUUUCCUUGCUGGCCUGUUUCUGCCUUUCAUUAAGCCUUACGGGAAAACCAAAUCACACUUUCUGUAAGGUGCGACUGCCACUCUUCGGCAUUGCUUCCUCCCUCUGCAUCUCGUGCAUCCUGGCAAACCUGCUCCAAAUCUUAGUGGGCUUUAACUUUGACUUGAAGAAGAGGUCCUGGAUAAAGAAUGUCAAUCAGCCGCUGGCUGUUGUGACAAUCGUCUCUGGGUUCCAGGUCAUCCAGUGUGUAAUAUGGAUGAUCUAUUAUGGCCCACAUCCUAAAGAAAUCAUGUUAAGCAAAGCCAUCCUCACUUAUUGUGACAAGGGCUCCGAUACAUUCUUCAUUACCAUGUUAGGAUACAAUGCCUUCUUGGCACUUAGUUGUUUCCUGUUUGCUUUCAAAGGUAAACAGUUGCCAGAUCUGUAUAAAAAUGCAAAUCUAAUCAGCAUCAGUAUGCUGCUAUUUUUAAUCGUUUGGAUUUUCUUCAUCCCCAUUUAUAUUAAUUUGAUCGGGAGUUACACACAAGCCAUUGAAAGCAUAGCCAUUCUGAUUUCUUGCUACGGCAUCCUCGGCUGUCACUUGGCCCCAAAAUGUUACAUUAUGUUGUUCAGGAAAGAAAUUAAUAAUGAGAAAGCAAUUACCGAGUACAUCAGGAAUCAUUACGAGCAGACAAACAUGCCUGUGGUGACCUCAUGAUCACACAUCCAUAAAUGAUUUGGUUCACAAGAAUACAGCUUCCUGUGGUGAAAUCAUAGCAUCGUUUUAAUAUGUAUCAGACGGCUGCUUAACAUAUACAUCAAUAGUUUGACCCAACGUAUUGAUUCAAACAUGUUUAAUUAAAUAAAUAAUGUUUGCAUUGCUUCUGCUAUGAUAAAAUGUUCCGUUAUACUAGCAACAUUUUGAGCAAGUCCAUUUACAUUUUCUUUCUAUAAACCGACUCAAACACUGCGAGAGCCCACACCGUUGUUCCCUUAAGUGUUAAAACUUUCUGUCUGUUUUCUUCUGUUGUUCGCUUAGUGUUUACUUCUUGUCUGUCUUUUUCUGUUGUUCCCCUUUGUGUUUACUUUUUCUUCUUCUGCUGUUCCCUUAGUGUUUACUUUGUCUGUCUUCUUCUACUGUUCCCUUAGUGUUGACUUCCUGUCAGUUUCUUCUUGUGUUCCCCUAAGUGUUUACUUUGUCUGUGUUUCUGCUGUUCCCUUAGUGUUUACUUCCUGUCUGUCUUCUUCUUGUGUUCCCCUAAGUGUUUACUUUGUCUGUGUGUUUCUACUGUUCCCUUAGUGUUUACUUCCUGUCUGUCUUCUUCUUGUGUUCCCCUAAGUGUUUACUUUGUCUGUGUGUUUCUGCUGUUCCCUUAGUGUUUACUUCCUGUCUGUCUUCUUCUUGUGUUCCCUAAGUGUUUACUUUGUCUGUGUGUUUCUGCUGUUCCCUUAGUGUUGACUUCCUGUCUGUCUUCUUGUGUUCCCCUAAGUGUUUACUUUGUCUGUGUUUCUGCUGUUCCCUUAGUGUUGACUUCCUGUCUGUCUUCUUCUUGUGUUCCCCUAAGUGUUUACUUUGUCUGUGUGUUUCUGCUGUUCCCUUAGUGUUGACUUCCUGUCUGUCUUCUUCUUGUGUUCCCCUAAGUGUUUACUUUGUCUGUGUGUUUCUGCUGUUCCCUUAGUGUUUACUUCCUGUCAGUUUCUUCUCCUUAGUGUUUACUUUGUCUUUUUCUGCUGUUCGCCUAGUGUUUAAUUCCUGUCGGUGUUCUUCUGCUGUUCUCUUUAUUGUUGAUUUCUCUGUCCUUUUACCUUUUAACCUAUUUCCUUGUCUUGUUUUUUGUUCUGUUCUUCACUUUGGACACUUUAGGAAGCAUGAAUCCAAAGUUGUGUGCUCUCCUUAAAAUAUAAAAAUUAUUAUUCAAUACAUAUUCAAUGGAGUUUUCUGAUGGAGCGAACAGACAGAAACAAUUCAACAACAAUGUGUUUUUUGAUGCAGAUAUACAUGAGUGCAUAUGGUCCCUUGAUCAGAUUGUCCUUAGCAACGUUCUGCUAUCCCUAGCAGCUGUCUGCUAUAGAGAAAUAACAGACCACUAAAUGUCCAAAUAGACCAUUGAGAAUUGAUUAUUCAACUAAGCUGUGUAAUGUAGCGUGUUAAAUACUGUAGGCAAAACAUUAACCUAGAGACAGAGCCAAAAGGUUUCCGCCUUUUGCAAUUUAUGUUAUAACUCAAGCUAAAUGGCUGGCAGCGUGUUCACUUGUAAAAUGCUAAUUUCUUGGGUUAGUAAGUUAUUUCACAUUACUGUAAUGAUUUUCUUCUUGCUCUGAAUGUAUUUCAUAAAUAUUUACAUGGAUGAACAUUGUGUGAGUGCAUGAAGAAAUUAAUACUGACUAAGAAAAACUAAUGCUUUAAAUCAUCCCAGUUAAACUUUUUUCCACACUAAGAUUCAUAUUUUUUUUUUAAACAACUUAAAUGUAUUACAUGUACCUAUAAUGUACUAUAUUUAAAUAAAAUGUUGUGUAUACUCGUGUUAAUAUUGUCAUUUAGGUAUGAGUGGUGAACAUGAGAUUGUUAAUGUCUGUAAAAACUGUUUGAGCAAUGUUUUGUCAUGAAGUGCUGUAUACUGUGAAUAAAUGAACUUAUUUCG
This is a messenger RNA of Trematomus bernacchii (emerald rockcod), 4479 nucleotides long. Its product is annotated as G-protein coupled receptor family C group 6 member A-like. Gene Ontology annotation, molecular function: G protein-coupled receptor activity. The transcript has 6 exons. The record is from RefSeq and is a predicted model, not a curated record. Gene Ontology annotation, cellular component: membrane. NCBI's taxonomy places the organism in Eukaryota, Metazoa, Chordata, Actinopteri, Perciformes, Nototheniidae. Gene Ontology annotation, biological process: G protein-coupled receptor signaling pathway. The coding region runs from base 36 to 2555 and encodes 839 amino acids.